GGGCGGGUGGAGGAGGAAGCGGCCGAGCCCCGAGUCCUGCUCUGGCGCGCCGAGCACUGCCCGCCUCAGCCGACUAGCCCCGUCGGCUCCGGGGCUCGCCGAGCCGGGCGGAGGGAAGAGGCCGCGGCGGCCGCGAGGCGGCGGGUGCGGCGGCGGGGGCGCGGGCGGAGGCGGCGCGGCCGCCGCUGCCGCUUUGUUGUGCGGCCCGGGCCGGGGAAGGAGAAGUGGGAGGAGGGGGGAGCUAGGCGUCCCGCUCCCUCCGCGGCUCAUGGCGACGACGCUCGGCACAUCCGGGACCCUCCGGCCGAGGCGGCCGCGGCGCCGGCUGCUCGGGCCCCAGCCCCGGCCGCUGUGGUGACUCCGCCGCGCCUCGCCGUCGCCCCCGCCCCGCCCGCCGGCCCGGAGCGCCGCCGCCGCCGCCGCCCCCGCCGCCGGGGACAUGUCUAACCCCGGAGGCCGGAGGAACGGGCCCGUCAAGCUGCGCCUGACAGUACUCUGUGCAAAAAACUUGGUGAAAAAGGAUUUUUUCCGCCUUCCUGAUCCAUUUGCUAAAGUGGUGGUUGAUGGAUCUGGGCAAUGCCAUUCUACAGAUACUGUGAAGAAUACACUCGAUCCAAAGUGGAAUCAGCAUUAUGACCUGUAUAUUGGAAAGUCUGAUUCGGUUACAAUCAGUGUAUGGAAUCACAAGAAGAUCCAUAAAAAACAAGGUGCUGGAUUUCUUGGUUGUGUUCGUCUUCUUUCCAAUGCUAUCAACCGCCUCAAAGACACUGGUUAUCAGAGAUUGGAUCUAUGCAAACUUGGGCCAAAUGACAAUGAUACAGUUAGAGGACAGAUAGUAGUAAGCCUUCAGUCCAGAGACCGAAUAGGCACAGGAGGACAAGUUGUGGACUGCAGUCGUUUGUUUGAUAAUGAUUUACCAGACGGCUGGGAAGAAAGGCGAACUGCUUCUGGAAGAAUCCAAUAUCUUAACCACAUAACAAGAACAACACAAUGGGAACGCCCAACUCGACCGGCAUCUGAAUAUUCUAGUCCUGGCAGACCUCUUAGCUGCUUUGUUGAUGAGAAUACUCCAAUUAGUGGAACAAAUGGUGCAACGUGUGGACAGUCUUCAGAUCCCAGACUGGCGGAGAGGAGAGUCAGAUCUCAGCGACAUAGAAAUUACAUGAGCAGGACACAUUUACACACUCCUCCAGACCUGCCUGAAGGCUAUGAACAGAGGACAACACAACAAGGUCAGGUAUAUUUCUUACAUACUCAAACCGGUGUGAGCACAUGGCAUGAUCCAAGAGUACCUAGGGAUCUUAGCAACAUCAAUUGUGAAGAGCUUGGUCCUUUGCCUCCUGGAUGGGAGAUCCGUAAUACUGCAACAGGCAGAGUUUAUUUCGUUGACCAUAACAACAGAACAACACAAUUUACAGAUCCUCGACUCUCUGCUAACUUGCAUUUAGUUUUAAAUCGGCAGAACCAGUUGAAAGACCAACAGCAACAGCAAGUGGUGUCAUUAUGCCCUGAUGACACAGAGUGUCUGACAGUGCCAAGGUACAAGCGAGAUCUGGUUCAGAAACUGAAAGUCUUGAGGCAAGAACUUUCUCAACAACAGCCUCAGGCUGGCCACUGCCGCAUUGAGGUUUCCAGGGAAGAGAUUUUUGAGGAGUCAUAUCGACAGGUCAUGAAAAUGAGACCAAAAGAUCUCUGGAAGCGAUUAAUGAUAAAAUUUCGUGGAGAAGAAGGCCUUGAUUAUGGAGGGGUUGCCAGGGAAUGGUUGUAUCUCCUGUCACAUGAAAUGUUGAAUCCAUACUAUGGCCUCUUCCAGUACUCAAGAGAUGACAUCUAUACUUUGCAGAUCAACCCUGAUUCUGCAGUUAAUCCGGAACAUUUAUCAUAUUUCCACUUCGUUGGACGAAUAAUGGGAAUGGCUGUGUUUCAUGGACAUUAUAUUGAUGGUGGUUUUACAUUGCCUUUUUAUAAACAGUUGCUUGGGAAGUCAAUUACUUUGGAUGACAUGGAGUUAGUUGAUCCAGAUCUUCAUAACAGUUUGGUGUGGAUACUUGAAAAUGAUAUUACAGGUGUUUUGGAUCAUACCUUCUGUGUUGAACAUAAUGCAUAUGGUGAAAUUAUUCAGCAUGAACUCAAACCAAAUGGCAAAAGUAUCCCUGUUACUGAAGAAAAUAAAAAAGAAUAUGUCAGGCUCUAUGUGAAUUGGAGAUUUUUACGAGGCAUCGAGGCUCAGUUCCUGGCUCUGCAGAAAGGGUUUAAUGAAGUGAUUCCCCAGCACCUACUGAAGACAUUUGAUGAGAAAGAGUUAGAGCUCAUUAUUUGUGGACUUGGAAAGAUAGAUGUCAAUGACUGGAAGGUAAACACCCGGUUAAAACACUGUACACCAGACAGCAAUGUCGUCAAGUGGUUCUGGAAAGCUGUGGAGUUUUUUGAUGAAGAGCGACGAGCACGGUUGCUUCAGUUUGUGACAGGAUCAUCUAGAGUGCCUCUGCAGGGCUUCAAAGCACUACAAGAGACUUUUCUGCGGGGUUCUCUGUGAUUGUAGUGAGUGCCGCAUGCUAGACUGGACUGUUUGUGGACUGCCUUUUGUUUUCUGGUCGUUGCUUUUACUUCUGUUGCACAUUCCUAUAGUAGAAGUUGUUCACUUCCGUGUUCACGUUUCAAUCUGGCAGAACAUUUACCUACCUGGGAUGACUUCCCCCUCUACUCUUUCCUUUAAUAGAAAGAGGCAGCAUGAGUCAUGGAAGCCAUCUGUUUGGUCAGAGCACAUCAAUUAUUGCAUGGCUUCAGACCAUUGAUGUAUAACCAUAUUCCAUUUUUUAAGGAUUGUUUUCUGUGGAAUGAGUUGUUUAAUUUUGGAUGAGUUGAUAAUAUUGCUAAUGAUCGUGGUACUUCAUGUGCUUUCUUUACCCCUUAAGCUCUUCAUUUUAAAGCUGCUGAGUGAUGAGGGAGGAUACACAAAGACUGGUACAUAAUAUCAGUGCCACCACAGUGCAUACCUUGUAAUUCCAUAGGCAAAGCUGCCUUUGAGUUGUGUUUACCUUCCUGGUUUGGAGAGCUCAAAAUUGUAUUUGUCCUCCAGAUAUUUGUAUGGGGCAUCUGUGGUAAAAUGGUAUAUGAUAGACUACUAAUCUGCUUAGCCCAUUUUGAGUCUUGAAAUUUGAAUUUGCAUUAGGUUAUCAUUUUUUAAAAUGUUUGCAUAUGUAUUUUAUCUUGGAUUUGCCCAUUCUUUGGAUUAUUGAUCUUAAAAGAAGUUGACAAAAGGAUUUCAAUUCUCAACUCUUUCCAAAAAUGAAAUGCUAGCAUAUUAAGGCAUCCAGCCUUAUCCAAACCAACUUUAAAAAAACCCAGAUUCUUUUCCUGCUACCCUGAGGUAGCAUGUGUGGAUUUACAGCAUUCUCCUGUCCCUAGAUCCUGUGGCUUAUGUACCAGUUUUAAUCUAAGAUUUUAGAGAUGGAGACAUGCACCUGUGGUGAUUUGACCCAUUUUUUUCU
Sciurus carolinensis (gray squirrel) is the source of this 3491-nucleotide messenger RNA. It is a transcript of the gene Smurf2, whose product is annotated as SMAD specific E3 ubiquitin protein ligase 2. The transcript has 18 exons. The record is from RefSeq and is a predicted model, not a curated record. Gene Ontology annotation, molecular function: protein binding; ubiquitin protein ligase activity. Gene Ontology annotation, biological process: ubiquitin-dependent protein catabolic process; negative regulation of BMP signaling pathway. NCBI's taxonomy places the organism in Eukaryota, Metazoa, Chordata, Mammalia, Rodentia, Sciuridae. Bases 440 to 2536 code for a protein of 698 amino acids.